AUGAAUACUCAGUUCAAUGCUCAAAUACAGAUUCUUUGUUCAAACAAUGGUGGAGAAUUGGUCAAUCAUGACUUUCAGGCUUACUUCCAACAACAUGGAAUUAUCCAUGAGACGACUUGUCCUCAGACACCACAACAAAAUGGUGUUGCUAAACGAAAGAAUCAACAUCUUCUUGAAACAGCCCGAGCACUUUUGAUUGGCAUUCAUAUGUUCUUUCAUGACCCAGCAUCCAAUUCUACGCUUCAUAGGGAGAUACAAAGUGAAAAGCAGAAUUGGAGUAACUUGGAAAACGAAGAAAUUCACCUAUGUACAGAAGCAAUCGAUCAUCCUGCCUCUGAUGAUCAAUGGCCCCAAGGUCUAGAGCAUGAAAUUGCUCUCCGCCAAGAAACGAUUGAUCGUCUAAACUCGAUGAUAAAUAGUCUAGAGUUUGGAGCACGAGAUUGUUCUUUACCGAAGAGCAAUCAAUCGCUCAUUCAUAGCGAUGGAUCGCCUGACCCGCAUGACCCUUGCGAUGAUGUUUCUGAUCCAAGUCCCACACAUACAGACAAUAUAGAACAACGAGAUGAAAACCCUAUAUCUAAUUCAACAGUACCAACAGACCAAUCUUCUGAGAAUAUCCUUGAGCCACCAAAUUGUUCACCUAAUAUUGGCAAGACAUCAAAGUAUCCAAUUGCGAAUCAUGUAUCCACUAAGAAGUUGUCUGAAUCCCUCAAGGCAUUUGUGCAUCAGUUGUCUGCUAUUUAUAUCCCAACCAAGGUUGCUAAAGCAUUGAAAGAUCCUAAGUGGGUUCAAGCUAUAAAGGAAGAGAUGAAAGCUCUUGAGAAGAAUCAGACUUGGACACUGAAAACUUUACCAUAA
Prunus armeniaca (apricot) is the source of this 858-nucleotide messenger RNA. Lineage: Eukaryota; Viridiplantae; Streptophyta; Magnoliopsida; Rosales; Rosaceae. The record is from the annotation of a GenBank genome assembly.